Messenger RNA from Diuraphis noxia (Russian wheat aphid), 1606 nucleotides. RefSeq names its product putative nuclease HARBI1. NCBI's taxonomy places the organism in Eukaryota, Metazoa, Arthropoda, Insecta, Hemiptera, Aphididae. The record is from RefSeq and is a predicted model, not a curated record.
UCUCGUAACAGUGGAACUACGAUGCUCUCAAUCGUUGUGAAUCACUGGCACUAACCAUUCGAUAGUGCAUUAGUGCAAUAAUUUACUGUCAAAUAACCGUUCACAAUAUUAUACUUGCACGUCAGACGAUUUCCCGAACUCUGUUCAUAUUUCGCAGCAAGGUCGUGGUUGUUUGGAAUUUGGAUGUCUAUCGAACUCAACUCGGACGAUGGUACUGCAAGUAUCUGUUGUCGUACACGAGGAUUGGUAAUAUAGAUGUCGAAGAUUCAGAUUUCGAAGAUGAAGAAUUUGAAAACUUGGCCAUAUUACUUGCUUUUCCUAUGCGACAAAGAAUAUUUAGACCACAAACAGAUCAUUUUACAUGGUGGAGAGAUGAUGAAUUUUUUGAUAGAUUUCGAGUAUCAAAAAGUACAGUGCGUUACAUAGUUGAUAUGAUAAGUGACCGAAUUUGUUCUCGUACUGAUUGGAAUCGUGCUGUUACUCCAGAACAUAAAGUUCUCCUUGCAUUACGAUACUAUGCAACGGGAUMAAUGUUGGUUGUGUGUGGUGACUUCAUUGGAGUUCACAAAUCGACUGCUAGCCGAAUAGUCAAACUUGUAUCUCACGUCAUUGCUACACUUCGUCCACAAUUUAUUAAGUUUCCAGACAUUGAAAAUGACAUCAAGAAGUUAAAGCAAGAUUUCUAUAAUAUUGCCAAGUUUCCAAUGGUUAUUGGUGCCAUGGAUUGUACACAUAUCAAGAUAAAGUCACCAGGAGGAAACAAUGCUGAAGCAUAUAGAAAUAGAAAAGGUUUUUUUUCAAUAAACGUGCAAACCAUUUGUGAUGCCAAUUUAAAAAUUCAGGACAUCGUUGCUAGGUGGCCUGGAUCUUCACAUGAUUCGACUAUUUUUAAAAACUCUGAAAUAAGAAGAAAAUUUGAAAUGGGAGAAAUGAGUAAUAACCUCAUAGUAGCAGACAGUGGUAAUGCUCAAAGAAAUUAUGUGAUGACGCUUGUUGGAAAUCCUCAAACUAUAAUAGAUCCAACAUCAGGUAUUACUGCAGAAGCCAUAGACAAAUACAAUGAAUCGUUAAUCCGGACAAGGAAUACUGUAGAGAGGAGUUAUGGAGUCUGGAAACGUCGAUUUCCAGUAUUAGCUACUUGUAUCAAUGUUAAAGUGUCAUCAUCUCAAAGCAUAAUUGUUGCUACAGCAGUACUACACAAUAUAGCUUGUAAUUUUGGGGAAAGAUUGCCUAGAGUCACUACAGAACAGGAGUCAUCCAUUAAAAUUACAGACUUCAAUAAUGUUGGUGAUAAUAUUAGUAGGAAUGCAGUUAAUAGCACCAGAAAACAGAUAAUUAGAUACUUUAAAAAUAAGUAAUUAAAUAAAGUAUAGUUUCAUACAUGAUUAGCCUUAUAGCGUUUUUAUCGAAGUCAUCAAUUUUUUCGUUGAUUUUUGCACGAAUUUUUGUUUUAUUUGGUGACUUCAGUAGGUUGUCCUUUUUGUAAUCCCGUAUGGUAUUAACAAUAGUAUCACGUCCAAUUCCGGAUGCUUUCGAUAGAUACGCAAUCAAAGGUUUGUACUUGAUAUCCGGUUGCUCUUCAAGUUUGGUUUUAUACAGAUUAAUA